Messenger RNA from Micromonas commoda, 879 nucleotides. RefSeq lists its product with no specific name. Lineage: Eukaryota; Viridiplantae; Chlorophyta; Mamiellophyceae; Mamiellales; Mamiellaceae. Bases 1 to 879 code for a protein of 292 amino acids. Gene Ontology annotation, cellular component: plasma membrane; endoplasmic reticulum; Golgi apparatus. The transcript is spliced from 5 exons. The record is from RefSeq and is a predicted model, not a curated record.
AUGGGGAAGCAGGAGCCGAAGAACUCGCGCUUCACGCAGCAGCAGCUGCCCGCGUGGCGCCCCACGCUCACCCCCGCGGCGGUGUCCGGGAUGCUCUUCGCCGUCGCGGUGGUGUUCAUCCCCCUCGGCGCGGUGUGCCUCGGCGCGUCCAACUCCGUCGACGAGGUGAGGCGCAGCGACGCGGGCGCGGGUGUGACGUGCGAACUGACGAUCACGCCGCGACGCACUCUGAAGGCGCCGGUGUACGUGUACUACGAGCUACAAAACGUGCUGCAGAACCACAGGAGGUUCGUCAAGAGCCGAAGCGACGAUCAGCUCGCGGGCCGCACCGCGCACGAUGCCACGUUUUGCGAACCCAAGGCGUACGUGGUCAACUCCACGGACGGCGUCAAACGCGAGGUGAACCCGUGCGGGCUGAUGGCGUGGUCGACAUUCAACGACACGUACGCGUUCGAGGUGGACGGCGUGACGGUCCCGGUCAACGCCACCGGCAUCGCGUGGCGGAGCGACGUCGAAGAAAAGUUUGCGGAUUACGCGCCGGCAAACGUCAACGAGGAUCCAUCGACGCGGGGCGGUCGCGCCAUCGGGCCGAGCGUUUCGCGCGACGAGCGUUUCAUCGUGUGGAUGCGAACCGCCGCGCUGCCCAAGUUUCGCAAGCUCUGGGGCCGGAUAGAAACCGACAUACCCGCGGGCGCGACGGUUCGCGUCCGCGUCGACAACGCGUGGAACGCGUACGCCUUCGGAGGGUCAAAAGCGUUGGUGCUGUCGACGACGUCGUUUCUGGGCGGGAAGAAUGCGUUUUUGGGCGCGGCGUACCUGGCGGUGGGGGCGACGUGCGCGCUGGCGAGCGCGGUGUUCCUCUGUCCUGGCAAAAGGUGA